Physcomitrium patens is the source of this 1709-nucleotide messenger RNA. RefSeq lists its product as uncharacterized. NCBI's taxonomy places the organism in Eukaryota, Viridiplantae, Streptophyta, Bryopsida, Funariales, Funariaceae. The record is from RefSeq and is a predicted model, not a curated record.
AUUUUUUGAACUCAGAGUCUCCUUUCUUCCAGAGGCUUCUCAUACUUUCUCAUAUAUUUCUUCUACACAACGCUUGCAGGAUCAAACCCUCAGACCCUUCAAUUCGUAGGUUCAAACUCAAAUUCCGACCAUAUUUAGUGCAACGAUUGGCAUCCAGCUAUACACUAGCGAUUUCGGUGGCCUUGUGAGGUUAGUCAAGGUGUGACUGAGUUCAGCAGACUUACAGAGCAGUCAAGUUUCGAACGGAUUUCUCUGACAACCAUCUCUGUGACCUCUCUUAGUGGCGAUGGCGAGUUGCUGCGAUCUGAAUGAAGUCACUGUGGGUUGUGGAAGGGAGUCGAUAGUCGCCACUCUGGUGACAUAUGUGGAUUCAAGAGUCUGCGACGUGAGAUCGAACAGGAAUGGUCCGCCGCUUUCAAAGAUCUUUCCCCAGCUCUUCAAUGCCAUUUCUCAGCAUUUAACCGAUUCCAUUUCCUUGAUCCCCACUGCGAAUGCCAUCGACGCCUUCAUUCAUAUCUUCUCCACUCCUGUGCCAACGUUGUUGGCUGAGGCGGUGCGUCCGGAAACCCCCCUUGCAAAUACGCUCUCAAUGGGGUUGUCCUCACACAACAUGAUGACGAAUGGUUCUUGGGUCCUCCACCCGGCUGCUUACGAGGCCGCGGAAAGCACAACACGUAGUAAAACAAGCGGGACGCAUUUGUCAGAAGAGUAUGUUGUGAGCCUUGUCAGACUCACUGCCAACGGCAAUAUUUCCUCACUCCACUGCGGGCUAGAGUCGGUUUUGACCAGAAGCCCCACAGAAGUCGGCAUUUUGCGAGGGGAGGGCGAGGGAAGAAAGAAUCCUGGGGUAUCCGGACGCACUCAUCAGGUUGUGCUUCUCGGGGUUUCUUCCGAUUUGGAAUUUGCAUCAAAGAUUGCCAGCGUCGAAGAUUUCAUGAUGGGAAAGAUGGUGAAGUGCAUCCCAGGAAAUGGCUCAGACACUUGCACGGCAAUUGACGGCUGUACAUCCACCCUAGGAGCCGCAGCCGCGCAACGUGGAAAUCGGGCCGAGGUGAACGGUUUUCCCGGGUUGCAUGACACGGGAUGGAAUGAGGACGCCGUGGACUACGGGGCAGCGAGGACAAAGUCAUCGCUGUGGACUAAAACCGGCCUUCCGCUGGUGAUGUCAUCACUCAUACUCCCCGUUAAGGCGGAAGGGGUUGUCAUCGUGCCGACAACCACAAGUCACACGGGUUACGUCGUGGUGGUGGUGGCUGUUGUGGCCGGAGCCAUUGCAAUCGUCUAUUUCAUCGUCGUCUCGAAAUUGAAAGCUCGAGCUCGAGCCCUAGAAAUGCAACACAUCGACCGUUGUUUGGAGGAUGUUCCUUCUACGACUGGGCGACGGAGAGAAGACGAAAACGAUAUUCCACCAUCGCUAAAUUUCUAAACCGCGAAGAAGCGGAACACACAUAAACUUAUCGCUUAACCGGGCUCGUUACUUGAGAUCCGCGGCGUGACGUGUCUAGCUUUUACUUUACAUCCUACUUUCAGGGAAGAUGUAAAGUGACUUUAAAUAACCAAAGGAAGGAUUCUGAAGGGUACUGAUAAGGUAUCUUGUUCAGCUUCUUGAAAUCUACUACGGGGGACCUGCAUUGAUUCUGAAUGUAUGUGUAAUCUUAUCAAAGUUACUUUUAUUGUCUUGUUGUAAAAUUCGUAAAGGAGUUUCUGUA